GUAAGUAGGCUAGGUGGUGAGUUGUUUUGGAGUGUUAGUUCUUAUAAUUCAUGCAAUGCAGUAUUUAGAAUACACAUCAAAGUAUAUUGUUAACCGAUGACUUUCGGAAUACAUAGCCUAGGCCUAGCAGUGUAAUGGUGCUUUGGGAGAUGCAGUACAGCAGAAAUGGCAAGUGGAAAUUUUGUUGAAGACAAGUUGAUACUUUUCAGCAAAAAACAUUCAUUAUACAACUCUCUGAGUUCUGUAGAUGAGAUUGUUUUGGACUAUGUAUCAUCCAUUCUGGAGGACAUUGGAAGUGAGGAUGAAUUUGCUGUGGAAGAAUUUAUCGAGAUGAUGGAUGCUUACAUUCCAGGGUUUAUGAAAGUUGAAAGAGAUGAAGUUUGCCAAUGGAUAUUUCAAGUUGCUGAACAGUUUAAGUCACAUGGAUCAAAAAAAGAAGACACAUCUACAGUGCCAUCUGAUGCCUGUGCGCUGUUCACAAGGUGUGCAGAUCCAGGAGGUCCAACUGACAUGUCAAGUUCAAAGGUUGGUGAUUCAGAGAUUAGUUCUGAAGCAGCAGGUGGAAAGGUUAUAUCAAAUGUUUUGAACCAGCAGUCGUCUAUUGAGACCAGUGUGUGCUUGUUGUUAGAAAUGUUUCCAGCUUCCUGUCAAGUUGAGGUAAGAAGCUGUUUGUCAGUGACAGAAGGUGACAUAGAGCAGGCAGCGCAGCUCAUUUUGGAUAGACAAGAGUCAGGAGAAUCAGAACUGAAAAGACAACAGAUGAGAACGUCAGUAACUAGAAGAAACUCAGAAAAAGAUGACAGCCAACUAAAGGAGGGUAUCUUACAAAAGUAUUCUUACAUAGACACAACCGAGGAUGUCAAGGAACACCGACCAUUAGCACCUAAGGAGGAUAACAAGAAACGAGUACGUUAUAUUGGAAACCAAGUGGUGUCCACAAGAGGUGAGAGAUAUGUUGAUAUGCGACCUCGAGAGUCUGAAGAGAUGAAGAAAACGUACAUAAAUUUGAAGCCAGCCAGGCAGUACCGGUUCCACUAAUAGAUUCAUUUUAACCUGCAAAGCUUUGCAUGUAUUGAGGAGAUUUUGUUCGCACUAGUGUGACCGUUGGACAGGUUAACACUUUGCAUAAGCAGGUGUCUAUACAUUCUACAUCAUGCAAUUGAAACACUCCCAUAUAUAUGAAACUGUUUGUGUGGUCCUUGUUUUCAAGAUUUUUUUCAUUCUUGAAAGUCUUCGAAUUAUGUAAAAUAGAAUCUGACAUGGUGAUCAAGCAAUAGUUGAGUGAGAUCUUUACAACUCACUGAGAAGCGAACAUUCAUGCUAUCAUAGUUUGGUAUCAUUUGUAUGGUAUCAGUGGAAAUCUACAGGGCCAGUGCAGUCAGACUGUUGUUAUAAUCUACUGAGUGCUUUAAAUGUGUGUUUAUACAAGAAAACGAGAGCAAGGAUUUAAAACUCAAAAUUAGUUAAAUUUCCCCCAUAAGAAGCAAUAAUAUUUAUUUUUACAUAUUGUUUUACUGUAUUCAUAUGAUCUACUCAUCAAUUACUUAAACAAAAUAAAAGAUUAGGUAUCGAUAUACUGUACUGCUAGUUCCGAUGAGGUUUAUUAAUUAGCAUCUUCUUUAUUUUAUUAUUUGUCUUUUUUUUUUUGCAGUACAGUACAUUAUAGGUUUAUAAUUGCAUUAAUUUGGUAACUGCAUACAAGAUGUUUCAAACAUUUGUGAGAUCUCGCGAUGAAAUGAGACCAGGGAACAGUGAAUGAGACAUAUUGUUGGUGAGAUCAUAUUGAGAUACAAUAAUCACAGAAAUACGCCAAAAGACGAAAUUCUUUCUAAAGUUACAUUUUAAUGUUUUUAAAUAAUUUUGAUACAUUUUAAGCUUAUUUUUACUAUUAAAGUGUUUCCUGUGUAUA
Anneissia japonica is the source of this 1909-nucleotide messenger RNA. Its product is annotated as CUE domain-containing protein 2-A-like. Bases 166 to 1038 code for a protein of 290 amino acids. NCBI's taxonomy places the organism in Eukaryota, Metazoa, Echinodermata, Crinoidea, Comatulida, Comatulidae. The record is from RefSeq and is a predicted model, not a curated record. The transcript has 8 exons.